CUCCUGGUCAGCGACAAGUACCGCUUCUUGUACUGCUACGUGCCCAAGGUGGCCUGCUCCAACUGGAAACGCAUCCUGAAGGUGCUGGACGGGGCGCUGGAGAGCGUCGACGUCAAGCUGAAGAUGGACCACAAGAGCGACCUGGUGUUCCUGGGGGACAUGAAGCCGGACGAGAUCAGCUAUCGCCUGAAGAACUACUACAAGUUCAUCUUCGUGCGAAACCCCAUGGAGAGGCUGGUGUCGGCCUACAGGAAUAAAUUUGGGGAGAUCAAGGAGUACCAGCAGAAGUACGGGGUGGAGAUUGUCAGGCGCUAUCGGAAGAACGGGGGGAAUUCGGCGGGCGACGACGUGACCUUCUCCGAGUUUCUCCGGUACCUGCUGGACGAGGAGGCGGAGAGGAUGAACGAGCACUGGAUGCCCAUCUACAACCUGUGCCAGCCCUGCGCUGUGAGGUACGACUUCAUCGGCUCCCUCUAACGGCUGAACGCAGACGCCAACUACGUCCUCGAGCGAGUCCAGUCGCCCUCCUUCAUCCGCUUCCCCGAACGGCAGUCGUGGUACAAGCCCGUGACGGCAGAAACGCUCCAUUACUACCUGUGCAACACCCAACGCCGGCUGAUAAAAGAGCUGUUACCAAAAUACAUCCUGGAUUUCUCCCUCUUUGCCUACCCCCUUCCCAACAUCACCAGCGAAUUCUGCAGGCAAUGA
This is a messenger RNA of Phaethon lepturus (White-tailed tropicbird), 708 nucleotides long. It is a transcript of the gene CHST14, whose product is annotated as carbohydrate (N-acetylgalactosamine 4-0) sulfotransferase 14. Gene Ontology annotation, biological process: carbohydrate biosynthetic process; dermatan sulfate proteoglycan metabolic process. The record is from RefSeq and is a predicted model, not a curated record. Gene Ontology annotation, cellular component: membrane. Gene Ontology annotation, molecular function: sulfotransferase activity. The annotation marks the transcript as partial. The transcript has a single exon. NCBI's taxonomy places the organism in Eukaryota, Metazoa, Chordata, Aves, Phaethontiformes, Phaethontidae.